Molecule: messenger RNA, 711 nt
Organism: Striga asiatica
Lineage: Eukaryota; Viridiplantae; Streptophyta; Magnoliopsida; Lamiales; Orobanchaceae
Source: the annotation of a GenBank genome assembly
AUGGUGCACUUCGCGGCUUCUCGAGCGUGCUUUUGGUGGACGAGCGACAAUUUCCGACGACUGGAGAGAUUUCCGAUGGUGGACUCCUUUGUCUUCUCCCCGUCGCACAAUUCUCGGUCGCGGAAGAUGGCGGUAGAUCGGACGAUUUCAUGCGUUUUUUAUGUACUCUUCGAGACCGUACGACGAUUUUCGAUGGUUGAUGGUGGAGAUGGCGGACGCGCGGGAAGAAGACGAUGGGCGCGUGGAUUGGGAGUUGUUGGAGCUUUUAAUGGCGUUAAUGAUGGGAUAAAUUUCGUAAGAAAUCCGGCCAUUUACACCUUUUUCCGGCGAGCUUCGACCACCGAAAGCUCCUUCGAGCCACGUCGAGCGGCCGCCUGCUCGAGUCCACACGGCCCGGCGUCCGCACAUCUUCACCGAACCACAGCCGCGCACCACCGCUCAUACACAACUCCCAUUCGCAGCUGCUCCACAGUGUCCAUAUGCCCGGCGUUCACUUGCACCCGCGCGUCUGUACACAGCGAGCCAUCCUCUACUAGCACAGCCUGUACGAUCUCGUUCAGCCCUUGCGCGUGUCGUAUGCUCAGGGCCUCGCCGCGUCCGUACAUUCAUGUUCAACCAUCGCGCGUCCAGCCCGAGCUGGCCACGACCGACCCACGCUCGUCUAGAUCCAUGACCUGCGAACCAGAACCGAACCCGAUCUGUACCAGCUGA